AUGAUACCACAGGCUAGCUUUUUUCGCCGUGUACUGCGCGUCUGUCUACGUGUUUCCGCUGGGUUUAAUAAGCUUCGAGCAAGGCUAGUGGCAUCCGGGAUUUUACUCGUCACCGUGUAUACGCCACCACGCAAGCUUACAUUUGGACAACACUGUUUCCACUUCCUUGUUUUGGUAAUUGGUGACUUUCACAUCCCGGAUCGCAGCGUAUGCAUUCACCCAGCUUUCAAGGCGCUCCUUUCACCGGGUAAAAUUCAUCAUGUAUGGUGCACUGGAAAUCUUACUAGCCGUACAAUUUACGAUCAAUUGAAAUUUAUUUGUGCUGAUGUUCACGUCGUAAAAGGUGACUUUGACCAACUUCCCUUCCCAGAAACGAAAGUCCUUACGGUUGGAAAUUUGAAGAUUGGUCUCACCCAUGGACACCAAAGUGUGCCUUGGGGGAGCCGUGCGAGCCUCUCAAUGCUCAGAAGGCAACUUAAUGUCGAUGUCCUCAUUUCUGGGCAUACGCACGUCGCAGAGGCCUACCAGUACGACGGCGGCAUCUUUCUGAACCCUGGCUCUGUUACUGGUGCUUUUACUCCUCUCCAAAGAGAUCCGCAGCCCACAUUUAUGUUACUGGAUAUACAGGAAAGCACCAUAAAUCUUUACACUUACCGGCUGGUUGGCAACGAGCACAAAGUUGAGCGAACUGAAUUUCCUCGAGCAGCCUAG
Molecule: messenger RNA, 711 nt
Organism: Echinococcus granulosus
Lineage: Eukaryota; Metazoa; Platyhelminthes; Cestoda; Cyclophyllidea; Taeniidae
Product: Vacuolar protein sorting-associated protein
Exons: 6
Coding region: 1-711 (236 amino acids)
Biological process (GO): retrograde transport, endosome to Golgi; intracellular protein transport
Cellular component (GO): retromer complex; endosome
Source: RefSeq, a predicted model, not a curated record